Protopterus annectens (West African lungfish) is the source of this 780-nucleotide messenger RNA. RefSeq names its product guanylate-binding protein 1-like. Bases 1 to 780 code for a protein of 259 amino acids. The record is from RefSeq and is a predicted model, not a curated record. The transcript is spliced from 4 exons. Lineage: Eukaryota; Metazoa; Chordata; Ceratodontiformes; Protopteridae. Gene Ontology annotation, molecular function: GTPase activity; GTP binding.
AUGAAGUGGGUGGAAGUCUUGACUCUUGCUGGUUGGGCUGUUCUAAUUAUGAUCUUGCUGUUAUCACAAUACAUCAAGAUCACACGACAGAACCAGGAACUAAGCCAGUGCAAGUUCCAACAAGACAAAGAGUUAAGUACUUUGUUAAAAGCGUACGUUGAAUGUAUAAGUAGUGAAGAUGUGCCUUCCAUCCAGAGUGCUGUCCAGUUGCUCUCAAACAGUGAGAACUCCAGAGCAGUUGCAGCGGCAGAAACCCGUUACAAGGAACUGAUGGAUAAAGUAAAACUUCCCACUAAUGAUGCCGAUGAACUCCUGCAACAUCAUAUCCAGAGUGAGAAAGCGGCAAUUGAUGUUUUCACACAGCAUUUCUUUUUGGAUGAGAAUAUGGAGUUUCAGAAUGAGAUGAAGGCCAAAAUACAAAGUUUGUAUGAGCAGUACUGUAGAGAAAAUGAGAAGGAGUCUGAGAAGAAAUGCCGAGCUGUGCUGAAUGAGGUAACUAAAGAGUUAGAGAAGAAAUUGAAGAAAAAUGAAUAUGUAAAACCAGGAGGGUAUACGAUGUACUGUUUUGAUCGGGACCAUGCAGAGGAAGCAUAUCUUGCUGCACCAGGAAAAGGUGUCAAGCGGGAAGUUGGAAAGGAAACACAGCAGCCGUUUAAAAAAGGAACAGAACAGCAACCAUUUAAAACGGCAAGGCAUGUGGAUGUGAAAGUUUUGAAACUGCGAGCGAGCCUGGAAUUGGAUGAGUGCAAUGGGAGUAACAGCCGUUGGAUCUGGGAGUAA